UUUGGCCUUGUGAGUUUGAUAACAACAUAACAACAAUUGGGCAGGGGUAGAUAGGUAGUUCUUUAGUUAAACAAAUAUGGCACAGCAACUGGUGGGAAAAUUAGCUCUAGUCACAGGCGCUGGCAGCGGUAUAGGUCGUAGUACAUGUCGUGUUUUAAGAGAUUAUGGUGCGCGUGUCAUAGCAGGCGAUCGCAAUUUGAAAGCAGCAGAAGAGACAGCGAAAGAAUUGGGAGAUCGUGGUGAGUAUUAUGAUGUUUUCCCCUUGGAAAUCGAUGUCUCAUCUAUGGAAAGUGUAACAAAUGCUGUUGCAAAAACCUGCAAGCAAUUUAAUACUGCUCCAUCAAUUGUGGUCAAUUCGGCUGGUAUUACUCGAGAUGGCUAUUUGUUGAAAAUGCCGGAGCGCGAUUAUGAUGAUGUCUACAGUGUUAAUUUGAAGGGAACAUUUAUGGUGACACAACAAUUCGCCAAGGCUAUGAUUGAGCAUCAAACUAAGGGCGGCAGCAUUAUUAACCUCUCGAGCAUAGUGGCCAAAAUGAAUAACAUUGGCCAAGCUAAUUAUGCUGCCACCAAGGCAGGUGUAAUUUCCUUCACUGAAGUGGCUUCAAAGGAAUUUGGAAAGUUUGGCAUACGUGUGAAUGCCACUUUGCCUGGAUACAUUAAUACACCAAUGGUGGCAGUAGUUCCCGACAAAAUCAAAGAACAAGUUGUAAUGCGUUGUCCACUGGGUCGUUUGGGAGAUCCCAGCGAAAUUGCAGAAGUGAUAGCCUUUUUGGCUUCUGACAAGUCAUCGUAUGUUAAUGGUGCCUCAAUUGAAGUUACUGGUGGCCUCAAGUAAUUGAACAUCACAAAGAGACUGGUCUCGAUCAACGCAUUUAUUAGUUUAAUAAAAUACUAAGCAUAAUAUAAAAAGAAAUGAGACCUUGUUUUGUUGUUUUAUAAAAUUUGUUAUUAAUAAAAUAUGGCUUCAAAGCUAACGGCAUUAUAUACAAAAAAAUUUGUAGAAUUAAAAUAGGUUCAUUUGAUGUAUAUAUUUCCUCUAAAGAACUGUCAGAUAAACCUUUUUUAGCCAUCACAAAGUUUUGUAAAUAAGGCUGUAAAUUUUUACAAAAAAAUUAAUAAAAAUUUUAAUUUUUUAAUGAA
Messenger RNA from Stomoxys calcitrans (stable fly), 1140 nucleotides. Its product is annotated as estradiol 17-beta-dehydrogenase 8. Lineage: Eukaryota; Metazoa; Arthropoda; Insecta; Diptera; Muscidae. Bases 77 to 835 code for a protein of 252 amino acids. The record is from RefSeq and is a predicted model, not a curated record. Gene Ontology annotation, molecular function: oxidoreductase activity, acting on the CH-OH group of donors, NAD or NADP as acceptor. The transcript has 3 exons.